GAUAGCGACAUUAUCAAGGGAAAAUAUUUUGGUUAAGGCAGAAUGUUGUGUGACGCUUGAUUUAGAUAAUUCAAAAUCAAAACUUAUCAUCAAGUUUAGUUGUUCAAAACAAGCGACGUAGAAGAGAAAAUUGCCGACAUUUUGGUAAAAAGAAUGAGCCAAGUCGAUUAACGGAAUUAUUAAAAGUUUGGAGUAAAAUCUGGAGCCCAUCAAAUUACAGGGUUUACAUCAAUCCCGUCUUCUUGUUGAAACGUCAUCCAGGAAUUUCAUCAGCUCGUGGAGAUUGGAACGUCAGUGGCGCGCGUCUCAUUUCGUCACUGUGCGAGGCAACGUAAACAGAAGGGUGAUUUGUAUAAACUUGGACUUGAAGGCAAGUGCAGCAUUUCCGCUGUGCUUCAUCGAGAAAAGAAGACAAACAUUAUUUAAAUUUCAAGGCGUAGAAUUGGUUAAUUAAUUAAACAAUCGGAGUUUUAAUCAUGAACCUUAGCGCUAUGGAUUACAAACUGAAUUUAUCGCAUCAAGAUUACUACACCAGCGGUCCAGGAGUCAAAAUGGAGCCACUGGAAUCAUCGAAAUAUUUGGAAACAAAAAGUUCUAAAAAUGAAAAAAUAACAGCGGAUAUUCCGGAAAAGAAGAGCGAAGACCAUUCUCAUUCCGACAGCAAAAAGGAAUCUGCAAAGGACAGUUCGAACGAGCAUACGGAUCCGAACACCAAACCGCCGUAUUCUUACGUUGCUCUGAUUGCCAUGGCCAUAAAAGAAUCUACAGAAAAACGUCUGACUUUAAGUGGUAUAUAUAAUUUUAUCGUUGCUAAAUUUCCUUAUUAUGAGAAAAACAAAAAGGGAUGGCAGAAUUCUAUCAGACAUAAUUUAAGUUUAAAUGAAUGUUUUGUGAAAGUUCCAAGAGAAGGGGGAGGGGAACGGAAGGGCAAUUACUGGACAGUCGAUCCGGCUUUUGAAGACAUGUUUGAAAAGGGAAAUUAUCGACGAAGACGGAGGAUGAAACGACCCUACAGACCAGCCAUAUCACUACCCAAACCCUUAUUUGCCGAUUCGAGCUGUGCCUUCAAUCAGUUUGCUCUGACCAAGAACUAUUUCUCAUCCCCGUAUUCUCAAUAUUCGAACUAUUCACCAUGGAGUUUAACUCAUAAUUCCUCACAAAAUAACAUGGGAAUGUCCAAUAUAAAUAAUUACGGUUCCUGUCAACGAGUGCCCUCUGCAAUAAAUCCCUACCCUAGUAUGCAGUCGGCAGGGGUUCAGAUGUCUCCUACGCCCUCUCCGUACCCCCAGUUUAACGAAUACGGGUCUGUGACGGGAUCAGGGCCGUUCGCUUUUCCAUGCCGUCAACAAACAGAAGCCUUUAGUCCAAUGCAUUAUCCUUAUUGGACCGAUAGAUAAUAUAUGUAAAGAUGUUAGUAAUUACAGAUAGGCGUGUUUACCAAUUAUUAUUAUUAUUAUACUCUGAUUGGAUCGUAAUCUAAGACGAAAAACUGUGCCAAAAGACUACACAUAUUUUGCUAAAUCUAGUGCGACUGUGUGAAUACAUAGAAAUUAUAUGAUACCUUGGCAGUCAAAACACAAAAAUACUAUGUGCCAAAAUGACCAUUACAGUUUGGAAGUGCACUCCUGGAUUUUCGCAGAAGGCACGUUACCUGGAACGAAACGAUGAUAUGAAAUGUAACCUAAUCACUGAUUAGUUGAUGACAUCUUGUAACCUAAUACCUGAUUGGCUGUUGAUGUUUCCGAAAGGUCACCUUACGCAUUGUAUUUUAUUGAACAAACCUUUCAGAGACGUGUUUGCGUAAUUAAUGCGAGUAAUGACUGUGCGUAAUUAAUGCGAGUAAUGACUUCGUGUAAUUAAUGCGAAUAACGACUUUUUGUAGUUACUGUGAGUAAUGACUGUGCGUAAUUAAUACGGAGUUAUGACUGUGUAUUUAGUACUGUUAUUACUGGACUGGGUCAAUAUGAAUGUUUGGCGAUUGCGAGUUAAUGUCCAUCGCUUAUCUAUGGUGGCUGUUAGCGGCCAUUCAAAUGAAUCUAAAUCGUCGCCUUGUGAGGAAGGCGACAAGUCGACAAAAUCAACCCACCAACAAAUAUAUCCGAGAAAACUAAGCAGCAUAAUUAUAGAACCAUUUUUCGAAAUUUCUAUAAACAUUUUAAGAAUAUCGCCCUUGACCUAUCAAAAAUGAUCAUUUGAAGUGAACAACUUUAUUCUAAAUUCGUAUUUUAUGUUCGAUUGUAGCACGUGGCAUAUGUGUUGUAUUUAAGGUCUGGUCAAUUAUCCUGGGUAUGUCCACGGGUAUCGUAUAGAUAAUCUACUCUAUAUUGUCAAGUGGAAACCAUUUGGACUGGUAUAUCCGCGACUAGGCAU
Messenger RNA from Patella vulgata (common limpet), 2370 nucleotides. Its product is annotated as forkhead box protein D3-B. Bases 477 to 1397 code for a protein of 306 amino acids. The transcript has 2 exons. Gene Ontology annotation, molecular function: RNA polymerase II cis-regulatory region sequence-specific DNA binding; DNA-binding transcription factor activity, RNA polymerase II-specific. The record is from RefSeq and is a predicted model, not a curated record. Gene Ontology annotation, biological process: regulation of transcription by RNA polymerase II; cell differentiation; anatomical structure morphogenesis. NCBI's taxonomy places the organism in Eukaryota, Metazoa, Mollusca, Gastropoda, Patellidae.